Messenger RNA from Calidris pugnax (ruff), 3206 nucleotides. Its product is annotated as transmembrane protein 132C-like. Lineage: Eukaryota; Metazoa; Chordata; Aves; Charadriiformes; Scolopacidae. The record is from RefSeq and is a predicted model, not a curated record. The transcript is spliced from 8 exons. The coding region runs from base 49 to 2745 and encodes 898 amino acids.
UUGUGUGUGGCAGAGCUGGAGCUCCUGCCAAGCUGGUUUAACCCGCCGAUGGUCGUCACGGGCCGUAAGAAGCCACCAGAUCAGUUUGAAGGGAGCCCUGUUGAGCUUUACUAUACUAUCCAACCAGGAGACGAGAAGGGAGAGUGUACUGCCGAGGAUAUAAGGAAGGGAAAUGCUAUUCGGCCAGGAAAAGAUGGCAUGGAUGAAACCGUGUCCCACUUACAGAGGAUUGGAUCCGUCAGCCUCUAUCGUGGCCAGGAGACUUCUCAGCUAACGGAGCUACGGCUGGAUAGUAAUAUUGUUGUCUGGUUGCCCUCAAAGCCUGUCAAACAAGGAGAGGUUGUGAAUGUUUAUGUGACAAUUGCCAACAAUUCUACGGUGGAUCAGUUCAUACUCAGGGCAAAGGUGAAGAAAGGUGUGAACAUUCUCAGUGCAAAGACAAGUGACCCCCGGCAGUGGGAUGUGAAACAAGAAGUGGGGAAUGGUGGAAAGCAUUCGACCACAACAGUUAUUUGUCAGAGGAUAGCACCAAGUUCAAGGAACAGAAGUAACAGUUUAUUCAAUGAGGUCGUGCAGAUGAACUUUGAAAUAGCCAGUUUCAGCAGCCUUUCUGGAACCCAGCCCAUCACCUGGCAGGUGGAAUACCCUCGGAAGGGGACAACGGACAUAACCUUGUCUGAAAUCUUCAUCUGCCAGAAGGAUCUUGUUGGAAUUGUUCCAUUGGCGAUGGAUACGGAAAUUCUGAACACCGCAAUUCUCACGGGAAAAACAGUGGCAGUGCCCAUCAAAGUGGUCUCCAUUGAGGAGAACAGUGCUGUGACAGACAUCUCUGAAUCUGUUGAGUGCAAAUCCUCUGAUGAAGACGUCAUUAAAGUUUCUGACAGAUGUGACUAUGUUUUUGUCAAUGGCAAAGAAAUGAAAGGCAAGGUGAAUGCACUUGUGAACUUCACGUAUCAGUAUCUGAGUGCUCCUCUGCAAAUCACAGUCUGGGUUCCACGCCUGCCUCUUCAAAUUGACAUUUCGGACACAGAACUGAGCCAGAUCAAAGGCUGGCGAGUCCCUGUUGUUUCCAACAAAAGACCAACCAGAGACAGUGAUGAUGAGGAUGAAGAUGAACGGAAAGGAAGAGGAUGCACUCUGCAGUACCAGCAUGCUAUGGUGCGAGUCCUCACCCAAUUUGUAGCUGAGGAUUCUAGCCCUUGGGGUCAGCUGAACUACUUACUGGGCUCAGAUUGGCAGUUUGACAUUACGGACCUGGUGAUGGAUUUUAUGAAACUGGAGGAUCCUCACAUUGCCAAGCUGCAGGAAGGCAGGAUUUUGAUCGGUCGGGAAGUAGGAAUGACAACGAUGCAGGUUUUGUCUCCUCUGUCUGACUCCAUCCUGGCAGAGAAGACAGUGACUGUGUUAGAUGACAAAGUGACCAUAACAGACCUUGGAGUGCAGCUGGUGGCUGGGCUUUCACUCUUUCUUCAGCCAAGCGCUGCAAGUAGUCGGGCUAUUGUGGCUACAACCGUUGCCCAAGAGCUGCUUCAUACUCCUAAGCAGGAAGCUGUAGUAAGCACCUGGAUUCAGUUCAGUGACAGCUCUGUUACUCCGCUGGACAUUUAUGACUCUAAGGACUUCUCCCUUUCUGCUGUAUCAUUAGAUGAAGCUGUUGUCUCGAUCCACCAGGACGCUGCCUUAAAAUGGCCAGUUGUGGCAGCAGAAGGUGAAGGUCAGGGCACUUUAAUCAAGGUGGACAUGAUGAUUUCUGAAGCCUGUCAAAAGUCCAAGAGGAAAAGUGUCCUGGCUGUGGGGAAUGGCAACAUCAAAGUCAAGUUUGGCCAGAACGAUGCAGACUCUGAUACAGGUGGAGAUUAUGAUGCUGAUGAGAUUGAAAACCACGCUAGUGACCGGCGGCACAAAGUGUCGGAUCAGGAACGGUAUGGCCAGGAUGGACGAUACUAUGGUAGCUCUUCAGCAGAGCGAGAGGAAGGCGCCAUCAGGAAAGUCAGCACAACAGCAAAAUCCGUAAUAAAAAAUAAAGUAAUUAAAAACAAUAGGCUGGAUGGUGGCAAAAUCUCAGACGAUAGCCAGCUGCAGAACAUUCCUAUAGACUUCACCAACUUCCCUGCUCAAGUAGACCUCCCAAAAGGCAACGCGGGUAUGGAGGAAAAUGACCUGGUACAGACACCUAGGGGCCUUAGCGAUUUGGAGAUCGGGAUGUACGCUCUGCUAGGGGUCUUCUGCCUGGCAAUUCUAGUCUUCCUUAUAAACUGUGCAACAUUUGCACUGAAGUAUCGUCACAAACAGGUUCUGGUGGAAGGACAGGCCACCAUGACCCAUUCUCAUGACUGGGUCUGGCUGGGAAAUGAAGCAGAACUUCUGGAGAACACAGCAGAUGGAUCACCUCAGCAGGAUGAGCACACAACGAUUAUUGACCGAGGGUCGGGUUGUGAGGAGAGCAACCAGCUUCUCGAUGGCAGUGCUCAGAAGAAUAUUCAGAGCCAGGUUCACAGGUGUGCUGACUCAGGGGGCAAGCUUGGAAAGGAACAGAAAUCUGAACCUUUACAUUCACCGACAUCUAAACGGAAGCGGGUAAAAUUCACGACAUUCACUACCAUCCCACCCGACGAUGGUUGUCCUACUGUCAACUCAAUCCUAAGUAGCAAUGACGAUGACAUUAAGUGGGUGUGCCAGGAUAUGGACCUGGGGGACUCCAAAGAGAUACGAAACUACAUGGAAAAGUUCAAAGACAAAGUGUAGCUCCUUGCUGGUUUUUUGGGUUUAACCACACCUUGAUGCCUUCAGUUCUACAGUAUAUAUUGGGACAGAAGAGGGGGAGGGGAAGGAACCACCAGGAGAAAUGAUGAGGCAGUUUUUAUAAUCAGGGAAAGAAAUUUGCCAAACUGUCGAUGGUUUAUUUUUGUUUUUCACUUUGUUUUGUUUUUCCAGCAGUUAUUCAGCUACUCAUGGAUUUAGAAAGUGGAAUAUAAAUAGCAGAAAGGAACAAGGAAAUGGUAUGACCAUUAUGAUGAACUGGGCAAGAUGAGGUUGUGAAAAUUUGUUUUAUGGGUCAUACAAAUAAUAAUGAUAGUAGUAUUUCAAAGUACCAAAAAUAUUUGUAAAAAGAAAAGAGAGAAUAUAGGAGCAUGAAAAGAAUAAGCAGGAGACAAACAAUAACUUAUCUGUGUUUCUAAUAAAACAUCACAAUUAUGGACAUAUGA